GUGGCUUACGGAUACUCUGAGGUGGAAAAAAUUGGUAGUCCCUGGUUAGCUGUAGAAGCCCUGGUGGUGCUGGUGUUUUUAGCUAUCAAUUUGUACUACACUGGAUAUAAUUCCAAACUCAGGACAUGUGAACUAAUUGAUCAUGCCAGACAGGCGCUGGACAAAUUAAAAGUUUGUAUCCGCACUUGUACCUGGACGCCGUCUAACUACCUCUUGCUGCAGUGUCCACUAUCCCCUUCAGUGUCUGUACAGUGGACAUACAGGGACAAUGAGGUCAUUAACCUGCCAACUACCCUGCUGAUAGAGGGCGACAUCAUCAUAAUGAGACCAGGGCAGAAAGCACCUGCUAGGUGCAGAUGCUUGCUGGCAGAGGUGGAUAACCAGACUCAGGAGGAGUUGAGUGGGGGUGAAAUGUUUGCCCCAGAGGUUGACAGUCAGAGAGAACACACAGAUCAGCCUUGCUACCAGAAACCAUUGAAAUCUAAACCUUACGUCCUACUGGAGACACCUUUUGUGAAAAAUCUCAGGACAAUACUAGAGAAAGGUGGCAAUCGUCCUGUCAGUAUUAUAGAUAAUGAGCAAUAUGCACUGGGGACCUUGUGUGUGCUGAGGAUUCUACUGCCUACAGUAUUUCUUAUCCUCCUUAUUACAAAUAUUCUGAGGAUUGUAUUGUUGGAGGAAAGUGCUGGGCAUUGGACAGAAAUGGUCAUUGUCUUACAGGUCCAUGCCACGUGGCCAUUUCUCCCAGUGUUGUUCCCCCUCCUGUGGUACAUGCUGAACCUGCUGGGACACGCCAGAAUAUUGGCAGUCUUUGAUGAAGGCAAGGGGCAGCAGUAUGAGUAUUCAGAUUUAGAUCGCUUCAGUGUUGAAACAAACAUCUCUGAGGAUGAGAUAGUGGUCCACUAUGAAUGGAGACAGGUUUGGAGGCACUUCUUGGAGCUGCUGAAGGGACCCAGCAUUUCCUUACCCAGAACAGCAAAUAGUGUACAUGCCCUAGGAAAUAUCAAUUCCCUGUGUUGUAUAGACAAGAAGGGUAUCCUAUCCUGGCCAAACCCCACAGCUGAGAAAGUGUUCUUCUUUUCAAGUGGAACACAGUGCAAGCAUGCAGGGAAGAAGGGUAAGGUGGAGGCAGAACUGGAAAAGGCUCAGAAAGAUGCUGCAGAAGAAGAGGAAGAGAACGUGGACCAGGCCCUUACUCCUGACUAUCAUAUAGAAGUUUUAGACCUCACACAUGAUGCUAAGGAUGCAUUUGGGCUCCAGUUUGAUGACCCAGCCUGGAAGAAAUAUCUGAAUUCAUUGAAACCACUGGGUUUGAAUAUACUGUUGAAUACGUGCAAUAAAUCCACCGUGAAUGCGUACCAGACUUUCACAGACCACAUAGGGGUGGCAGCACUUAAAAAUGAGGACACUGUGGCAGUAGUUAACAGAAGGUGUCUGUGUGAGUUAGCACGACAGAUAGGGUUUACACACAAGGCAAUGGAGAUAUUUCAAAAACAGUUGGAGUUUGGGAUGUACAAGCAUGUGCCACUGGAAGUGAGAGCAAAAGAAAAGUUGCAAAGAAAUAAAAGUUUAGUUAUUCACAAGAUUCCUAUGCCUAAUAUGAUGUCUGUUGUUGUUCAAGAAACCAAAACAGGAGCCACCCAGCUGAUGUCCCAGGGCACGGCUGAUAUCCUGCUGGAGUCCUGCACAGAGUUCUGGGAUGGUCAAGAUAUCUGCCCUCUCACUGAUACCGACAGGAAGAAGAUUCUUGAUUUCUACAACCGUACCAGCAUGGCAUCCUAUUGCACUGCUUUCUCAUAUCGCCCAAUCACACAUCACAUCAGUGACAGCAUGGGGUGCCUGUUUAUAGAGCUCCCUGAAGACUGCAGCCACCUUUACCCUCUGGCUAGAAGUCCUACACCCACAAGGUCAUGGGACGUGGAGUCAUUGGACAGCCGUCUGCUGAAAGGCACCCAUCUCUCCAUCAGUGUGGACUCCCUGUACAGUGAGUCUAGCUCAGCCUCCAUUAAAGAUGCUGUGGAUCUCUUCAAGGCUCAGUGCAAUCAGAUUUUUAUUGGAAUGGUCACCAUGCAGUACCAGGCCAGACUGGAUGUUGUAAAAUUAAUUGAAAAUCUGGAAACAGCAUGCAUCAGAUUUGUGCAUUUUUCAGAGGAAAAUGAAUUGAGAAGUAGAGUGUUCUCAGAGAAGAUGGGAUUGGAGGCUGGGUGGAACUGUCAUAUCUCUCUCCUCAGUGGUGACUACACAGAAAGCACCAGCCAGCCAGACUCCAAUACCAGCAACCAGUCACACAGGACAUCAAAGAUCUCUAGUCACGUCUCUGUAGACACUCUGAACAGAAGUUCACGGUCACGAGACAAAUCACGCCGCCACAGUGCACCCUCACUGAUACACAUAGAAGACCCACAGGUGCGGUUCUCAAUGCAGCCAUCUGAGGAAAACUGCAACAGUAUUAGAUCAGACGAUACAGUGCAGACUGUAGUUGUCAAUCAAGUCAUCCACCAAUCAGGACAGUCGUCUCAGGCAGUUAACCAAUCAGUCCAAAUGUCUCAAAGUGAUGAACUAGAUGGAGCAGUGUGCAACAUUGAUGGAGUAGAGGUUGAAGAGGUGAAAAUUCAGGAGACACCAAGAUCCCAUUUUACCUCAGAUGAAACUCCAUACACCAACUUCUCCUCUAAUGUCAGUCCAGAGGGAUAUUUUCAGCCAGACAUCCAUAUAGCCUACCAGUCAGAUUUGUCGCCAGCAGAGGAACAGGAGAUGGUGGAAAUAGCAGCACACUAUGGCAGUCACAGGACAUCUAACACUGAUGAUACUAUGUCUGGGGGGUUUGAUAUGUCUAACAGGGCCAAGCUUCCCAAGGGAAUAGAGAACAUCCGGCCCCACUUAGAGCAUGUAGACAAUGUGCCUUUGCUGGUGUCACUGUUCACUGACUGUACCAAGGGAACCACCAGAGAGAUGAUCCAGAUAAUGCAGGAAUAUGGGGAGGUGGUUUGCUGUAUAGGGAGCACUGCUUGUAUACAGAAUACAGCUUCUUUUAUCCAAGCUGAUGCAAGUAUUGGCCUAGAGCCUCAGUACCCACAGCUGUGUAUGAAGCAGUCUGUGAUGACUGAGCCAUGGGAGGAAGAAGAACUCUCUCCAAUGGAUAUCAACAGGCUGCUGAACAGUCUGGGUUGUUCUUUGGUGUUCUUUAGGUCUGACAAUAUCAGCCUCACACAGCUUAUUGCAGAGGCCAGACACCACUGUGUAGCAAUGAGGAACUCUUUCCUCUGCCUCCUGUCCUAUCAUCUGUCCAUAUCUCUCAUCCAGCUCUUGGCAGCCAUAUUUCUCCUGCCUCCAGUGCUAGCCAGCCGUCACCUUCUGUGGCUCCUCCUAGUGGUGGCCCCUAGCCUCAGUUUAGUACACUUUGGAAACCCAUUAGACCCGCACAUCAUGACCCUGGCCUCGGGCAAGAAUGAAGACUACUUGACCAAAGAUGUGAUUGUCCAGUACAUCGUAUAUUUUAUUCUAAGAUUUGUCCCAUCUUUGCUGAUAAUAUUGUUAUGCUUUGGAUUCUCCUUGUAUGGACUGUGUGUUAAGAACACUGGCAUGGCUGAGGCUUGUCAUGCCUGUUUUGGAAAUAUGCAAUAUAGCACCCCUGGUGAUUGGCGUGGCUGGUCCACACAAUAUCACAGUGGCUUAGUGUUGGCACAGAAUAUUCUACUAAGUCAAUUCGUACUUUACACAGUUUUGAGCUCGGUCAGUUCAGUGCACAGAUAUUACCAUCUGUGGAGGAGAGCUCCCUUCACCAACAAACUCUGGUGUGUUGUAGCUCCUGCCACGUAA
Lingula anatina is the source of this 3819-nucleotide messenger RNA. RefSeq names its product transmembrane protein 94-like. Gene Ontology annotation, molecular function: nucleotide binding. Lineage: Eukaryota; Metazoa; Brachiopoda; Lingulata; Lingulida; Lingulidae. The record is from RefSeq and is a predicted model, not a curated record.